Molecule: messenger RNA, 1035 nt
Organism: Dovyalis caffra
Lineage: Eukaryota; Viridiplantae; Streptophyta; Magnoliopsida; Malpighiales; Salicaceae
Source: the annotation of a GenBank genome assembly
AUGGAGCAACAAAGAAACCAAAAGAUUGCUAAUCAACAGCAACAACAUAAUGAGGAUCUUGAAGAGAUGCAACAUGGGCCUUCCCCUGUUGAACAGCUUCUGGCGUCAGGCAUUGCUUCCCUCGACGUAAAGAAACUUAAAGAUGCAGGUCUCUGCACAGUUGAAUCUGUUGCUUUUUCUCCCAGGAAAGAGCUUCUGCAAAUUAAAGGAAUCAGUGAAGCUAAAGUUGACAAAAUCAUUGAAGCAGCUUCCAAACUGGUGCCCCUGGGCUUUACCAGUGCUAGCCAACUCCAUGCUCAGAGGCAAGAGAUAAUUCAGAUAACAUCUGGAUCAAGAGAACUUGACAAGAUUUUGGAAGGAGGGGUUGAGACAGGAUCUAUCACUGAGAUAUAUGGUGAGUUCCGCUCUGGAAAAACUCAGCUGUGCCACACACUUUGCGUCACUUGCCAACUUCCAUUAGAUCAAGGAGGAGGGGAGGGAAAAGCAAUGUACAUAGAUGCAGAGGGCACAUUCAGGCCGCAAAGGCUCUUGCAGAUAGCUGAUAGGUUUGGGCUGAAUGGCGCUGAUGUCUUGGAGAAUGUGGCUUAUGCUCGGGCAUAUAACACUGAUCAUCAAUCAAGGCUUUUGCUUGAAGCAGCUUCAAUGAUGGUGGAAACAAGGUUUGCACUUAUGAUAGUAGACAGUGCUACUGCUCUAUACCGAACAGAUUUUUCUGGAAGGGGAGAACUUUCAGCCCGGCAGAUGCAUCUAGCAAAGUUCCUUAGGAGUCUUCAGAAAUUAGCAGAUGAGUUUGGUGUGGCUGUUGUCAUUACAAACCAAGUAGUUGCACAAGUUGAUGGUUCUGCUAUUUUUGCUGGACCUCAAAUCAAGCCUAUUGGUGGCAACAUAAUGGCUCACGCUUCUACAACUAGGCUUGCUCUCCGGAAGGGAAGAGGGGAGGAGCGCAUAUGUAAAGUAAUAAGUUCUCCUUGUUUAGCUGAAGCUGAAGCACGGUUCCAGGUCUCUGCUGAAGGUGUAACUGAUGUUAAGGAUUGA